GCGGGCUCGGGCGGCGGCUGCGGCGGGGCUAUGGCUAGUGGCGGUGGCGGUGGUAACACCGGCGCGGGUGGGAGCCCAGGGCUGGGCCUGAGCCUGGGCCUGGGCCUGAGCUUAGGAAUGGGUGAGGCCACCGGCGAGGCGGAGGAGGAGGCAGCCACUGCCGAGGCGGUGGGACGCCUGGCCACGACGCUGUGGCUGCGGCUCCGCGGCUGGGAGGCGGUGCUGGCGGCAGCGCAGCGGCUGCUGGUGUGGGAGAAGCCGCUGCACAGCCUGGUCACGGCGGCCGCGCUCAACGGCCUCUUCUGGUUGCUGUCUUCUUCGUCCCUACGGCCCAUCUUUCUACUCAGCAUCUCACUUUUAGCCUAUUUUCUGCUGGAUCUUUGGCAGCCUCGCUUCCUCCCUGCCAUCCAGGCAUCAUCCCCAGAGGAGCCACACUCUGACAGUGAGGGUGCGGGGUCAGGCGCCCGGCCGCACCUGCUGAGUGUGCCCGAGUUGUGCAGAUACCUGGCUGAGAGCUGGCUCACCUUCCAGAUUCACCUGCAGGAGUUGCUGCAGUACAAGAGGCAGAAUCCAGCUCAGUUCUGUGCUCGUGUCUGCUCUGGCUGCGCUGUGCUGGCUGUGCUGGGACACUAUGUUCCAGGGAUUAUGAUUUCCUACAUUGUCUUGCUGAGUAUCCUGCUGUGGCCUCUGGUGGUCUAUCAUGAGCUGAUCCAGAGGAUGUACACUCGCCUGGAGCCCUUGCUCAUGCAGCUGGACUACAGCAUGAAGGCAGAAGCUGACGCCCUGCAUCACAAACAUGACAAGAGGAAGCGCCAGGGGAAGAGCGCACCCCCGGGAGGCGAUGAGCCACUGGCAGAGACAGAGAGUGAGAGCGAAGCAGAGCUGGCCGGCUUCUCCCCGGUGGUGGAUGUAAAGAAAACAGCAUUGGCUUUGGCCAUUACAGACUCAGAGCUGUCAGACGAGGAGGCUUCCAUACUGGAAAGUGGCGGCUUCUCAGUAUCCCGGGCGACGACUCCACAGCUGACUGAUGUGUCAGAGGAUUUGGACCAGCAGAGCCUGCCAAGCGAGCCAGAGGAGGCCCUGAGUCGGGAGCUGGGGGAGGGAGAGGAGACAGACCUGGCCCCUACUGAGGACCUGCUGGGCCCCCCUCAAGCCCUCUCAAGGCAAAACCUGGACUUGGAGGAGGAACAGGUGGCAUCCAAGGAAACCUUGCUUCGGCUCUCAUCCCCCCUUCACUUUGUGAACACGCACUUCAAUGGGGCAGGGUCUCCCACCGAUGGAGUGAUGCUCUCCCCUGAAGGACCAGUGGCAACACUGAGCCCGGAGGCAAUGAGUGGUGACCUCACCACUCCAUCCAGCGCCCUGUCACCCCUACUUUGCCUUGCUGAAAGUGACCCAGUCCCCUCCCCCCCGGUACUCCCUCCUCUUCCCCAAGACUCACCCCAGCCCCUGCCUGCCCCUGAGGAAGAAGAGGCACUCACCACUGAGGACUUCGAGUUGCUGGAUCAGGGGGAGCUGGAGCAGCUGAAUGCGGAGCUGGGGUUGGGGCCAGAGACAUCGGCAGAGCCCGAUGCGCCACCCCCUCCUCCCCUCGGGCCCGAUACCCUGUCUCUGGUACAGUCAGACCAAGAGGCUCAGGCCGUGGCAGAGCCAUGAGCCGUUGGGGAAGGAGUUGCAGGCACAGUAGGGCUUCCUGGCUAGGGCUGUCACUGUUUCCUCCUUUUCCUGCUACUCGGGAGGAGCAAGACGUGCGGAAGCUGGCCAUCAGGCCGUAGCCAGUCUGCCCUCCGCCUGCCUGCCUGCCUGCCUGCUGUCCCGGGCCUGGUACAGUACCUGGGAUUGAUUUUAAGUUUGUAAAUAAUUUUACAUUUGGGUUAGUGGAUAUGAACGGGGCUGGGGAGUCCUUCCCACUUGCCUCCCUGCCUCAUCUCUGGUUUCAUUCCACUAUGUCCCAAGCCCUGGUGGUCUCUCCCUUUCUUUUUCCUCCUAUCCUCAGGGACCUGUGCUGCUCUGUCCUCGUGUCCCACUCAGUUGUUAGUUCAGGCACUUUAUCCUUUUUCACAAACCAUGUCCCACGCUCCGCCUUGCUUUAUUUCCCUGCUGUGUCCUGUCCUUAGCAGCUCAAUCCCCACUCUGCCAGCACUUCCUUUCCUCUAGGGAGGCUCCUGUCCGGCAGAUAGAGAGGAAACCUGGGAUGACGGGUCAGGGCAGUAGUUAGGCACUUAGGUCACUAUAGCCCCUGUAACCUCCCUUGCACCCUUGCCCUGGGUCAUCCCCGCACAAUAUGAGAGCAGGGGUCCCACAGCACAUGCGCCAGCGCUGUGUUAGCAGGAACUCUGUCCUCUCAGGUGAGGGGCUUUCUUAUUACCCUAAGGAGGAAUGAGGAGACCUGCUGCUUGGUCCAAGUGUGGUGGGACCCCCUACUAGGGUCAGGAAGUGGACAGUAACAUCUGUGCAGGUGUGGACUGGAAGAAUAAAGUGUUGAUGGCUAGAA
This is a messenger RNA of Phacochoerus africanus (Common warthog), 2494 nucleotides long. RefSeq names its product reticulophagy regulator family member 2 (gene RETREG2). The record is from RefSeq and is a predicted model, not a curated record. NCBI's taxonomy places the organism in Eukaryota, Metazoa, Chordata, Mammalia, Artiodactyla, Suidae.